CCCUCUCCCCUCCCGCCUCUGCUGUUCCCGUGGGAGCCCGGCCAGCUGCCCAGGGUGGCCGGGCCUUGGCUCCGCCGGUGAAUGGGAAGAAUCCAAUUUCAGUUGCUAUCUCACAAAUUAGCAUACUGCUCAUGGUGGCAUGCCAAUUUCUGAAACCUUCUUUUUUGUUAGUAUAAGCUGCUCAUGCUUGACAAAAACUUGGUUUGCAUGAUUGGUUGACCUAUCCGUUUGCUUACAUGAGGACCUGUCAUGACAAAAUUUUGCAUGUGAUCAUGUUUGCGUUGUGCCCACUGGCUGUGGUUUCACAAAUGAUAAAGUUUCAGUUUUGUACAAUUUUUUUUAAUAAAGUCCUGUUAUUUGACUGAUUUCACAAUGGUAAAUUUUGAGUCUUGUAUAAUUUGUCUUGUACAAUUUUGAUAGUGUGUUUUUUAUCUGUUCACUUGAAGUUUAUUGGGAAUACCAUUCACUCUAAUUUUCACAUGAUUGUCCAGAAUUCCAUACGCAAUGCUAGGCAGCAUUGUAUAUAUUUUAAUCUCGUUCUGAACUUUUGAAUCUAAAUUUCAAAAUUAUUGAUUUGGAUUAUUUUUGGUAGAGACAACAAAAUAUGGAUUAUUGUGAUUUGAAAUGGAGUUGUCAUGGUGUUUGUAUGGAAAUGUAGAAAGAAAUACAAGAAUGGAUUAUUGGGGACAGGAUAUUAGUGAUCUGCAAGAGUAUCUCCCCCAAUAAUCCAAAGAGUGGUAUUGGGCCAGCCUCAUUACCACCUUAUUGAGGGAGUUGUAUUAGAGAGAUGCUGGAGAUACUCUAACCCUAACCACAUCCUCCGUGGUCCCCAUCCCACUAUCCCAGCUACUGCACGCUGGACGCUGUCUCUCGACUCUUUCUCGACUGCUAUUUCCCCUUCUCCCGUUCACAGGCGAGGACACAAGACAAAUCUGCAACCCUCUCCCAGUCUCCUGCAGUCCGACUCAGCCCUCUCCCAUCUCCUGUUAGGCCGCUCCCGCUUCACUCAUCACUCAUGGCUCACCUCGUGCUCCCAAGACAGCAACAAACUUGGGUUGCGGAGGCAUGGAGCCCUUCGCAUCAGGCGGCACCCCUGUGCUGGCUCCUCAUCUCAGGCGUUGAGUCAAGCUGCAGGCCACGCCCGGCGUCCCCCUACACCUUCACCUGAGUCCUCACUCCUCAGUCCUCCAAAGGUGAAGUGGUCUAGCUUCCACUAUGGUUCUAAGCAGCAAUAUUUCGGUUCGGAAAACUUUAUAUGAGGUUUUAUCUGUGAGUGAAGAUGCUACAUAUGAUGAAAUCCGUGCAGCAUACAGGUCUGCUGCUCUGACCACACACCCUGACAAAGCACAUACAACUCUCGAGUCGUCUGUGCCUUCCAGUGAGCAACAAGAAUUUUUUAGUGUGCAGAAAGCAUGGGAAAUCCUACGCCACCCAACAUCUAGAGCAGACUAUGAUAAGCAGCUGCAAUCAUCCAGACAGAACAUUGAGAUCAUCGCGUCUGAAAUCGAAGUCGGGGAUAUGAUCAUCGAGAGCACUGCUGAUACUCUAGUGCUGCUGUACCCAUGCAGGUGUGGUGAUUAUUUUUCCAUCACUAAGUGUGAACUUAGUGGGAUGGGACAUUUGGUCAGUGGAGAUGGAGAAGUAGAACUGCAGGCGUCUGAUUCUGCAUCAGCUUCCAUUGUUCUGGGCUGUGGCUCUUGUUCUCUGAAAAUAAAGUUGGUUAUAAAUGAAACUUCAUGAUACAUUUCAGACUCUGGCUGUACGUUGUUCAACAUUCAGCAAUGAUCACUUUAAAGUUUAACAGCCACGACAGUUUCUCAAACAGUCCUAGUCUGCUGAAAAUAGUGCAGCUUAACCUUAUCUGUUCUUAUUUCUGGGAAAUAUUAAGUUUGGAACCUGAUGGUGGUUGCAUUGUGAUAAAUGACGGUUUUGACCAUUGUAAUCAACUAACCACCACCAUUGUCAAAUCCAGCUGCUGGGAACUUUAAGAUUUCUCGGUGGUGGUUAUUCGGUAGAUCUUUAGUUAAUGUUGUUUAUUUAUAGGCCGAUUUAAUGGUCUCAUCUAUCAGUCAUUCACCUAAACAAUAGCUAAAUGAAUGCCUGAUGUUUUUGAUAAUUGAUUGUAGUAGUUCCUUGAUGAGAAACCAGUCGUGGUUGCGGCCGUUGCCCGUUCCUGUAUUGAAUAACUUCUUGUGACUGUAUCUGUACUGCUAAGCAUGGACAACAUACCAGUCGUAGAAGCAGAACGGCUGUGUAUCUUAUAAUUAUUAGUGGCAGAGGAAUGUUUCAGCA
Sorghum bicolor (sorghum) is the source of this 2292-nucleotide messenger RNA. Its product is annotated as DPH4 homolog. The record is from RefSeq and is a predicted model, not a curated record. NCBI's taxonomy places the organism in Eukaryota, Viridiplantae, Streptophyta, Magnoliopsida, Poales, Poaceae. Bases 1216 to 1740 code for a protein of 174 amino acids. Gene Ontology annotation, biological process: protein histidyl modification to diphthamide; tRNA wobble uridine modification. Gene Ontology annotation, cellular component: cytosol; nucleus. The transcript is spliced from 2 exons. Gene Ontology annotation, molecular function: metal ion binding.